Molecule: messenger RNA, 849 nt
Organism: Saimiri boliviensis boliviensis (Bolivian squirrel monkey)
Lineage: Eukaryota; Metazoa; Chordata; Mammalia; Primates; Cebidae
Source: RefSeq, a predicted model, not a curated record
AUGCACCAGGGGCGCGGCUGCGCUGGGAGCCUGCGGGGGCGGGGACUGGGACACGGGGACCGAGCAGCACUCACCUCUGCACCCUCGCCCUCAGCCAGUCCCACUCCGGAGUGCUCUGCGCGGCCACAGGCACGGGGCGCUGCACCGAGAGCAGGAUCCCGAGCCGCCUCUGGAUCGCGAUGCCUCUCGGAAGCCGGCACUGGAGCUUGUCCGACUUCCGAGGCUGGAGCCAAGGCAGGAGCCCGGCGCGCGUCCGCAUUCUCGGCCAUCCAGGGAAAUGCCCGGUCUGUGCUCGACAGUUCGGACGCGCCGUGGACCCGCUUCGUAUUCCAAGGGCCGUUUGGUCCCCGGGCCACUGUCCUGAGGGCUGGAAAGGCAGCGGGCAUCUGGUCACCAGCCGCCUACAUUGGCCGGCAACCCGGGGUGUCCGGCCCUGAGCGCGCUGCCUUUAUUCGGAAGCUGGAGGAAGUGCUGUUUCCUAACCUACCUCUGCCAGUCAAAAAGAUCACCCAGGAAGACAUCAAAGUGAUGUUGUAUUUGCUGGAGGAGGUGCGUACUGCCUUCCCAGGCUGCCAAGGACUCACUGAUGUGCCUGGCGAGACUUGCUGGAAGCAGGGGGUGCCCCAACUGCAAGACCUGCAGGAGAAGUACACGGACCGUGGGGGCAUGCUGACUGACACACAGGAGGAGGUGAAGACUCAGCAAUCCCCGGUGUCCACUGGGUCUGCCACCCACUGCCCAUACAGCGUGCCUGUGGAGACUCUUCCUGGUUUCCAGCAGACCCUGGCUGAGGAGCUCAGAACAUCUCUAAGGAGGGUGAUCUCAGAACCCAUACUCACCCCCAGAUGA